Molecule: messenger RNA, 1990 nt
Organism: Truncatella angustata
Lineage: Eukaryota; Fungi; Ascomycota; Sordariomycetes; Amphisphaeriales; Sporocadaceae
Product: FAD dependent oxidoreductase-domain-containing protein
Exons: 2
Coding region: 208-1788 (526 amino acids)
Cellular component (GO): cytoplasm
Molecular function (GO): oxidoreductase activity
Source: RefSeq, a predicted model, not a curated record
AGAUGAUUCAACUUUAUUAUCAUAUUCAACAACAGCAACAACGUAUGCGAGAUUGUAAAAGAAGGUCAAGUAACUCGAAGAUAUUUUUCAAUGACCUCGAUACAAUCUUUUAACGAUACAAGACCUGUGCGCACUGAACAACUUACGUACGUCUUGUGACGCUCCGCACCAACUUCAAAUCAAACAACGAUUGCUGAUCCAGACAUCAUGGGUGGAGUUCAAUCGAAGCUGAAGACACUCAGUCUCGCUCUAAAAGCAAUACUCCAGAUUAACAAGCAGCUGGAGGAACUACUCAAGCGCGCCAGCCUACCACCGGGCUUGCCAGUCCCAAACCCAUCACAAUCAUAUUGGCUCGAGGACCCACCGUACCCGGAAUUAGUGGACAUACAAUCCCCGGACCUGCCGGACCAUGCCGAUAUCGUGAUUAUCGGGUCGGGGAUCACAGGAGCAGCCGUGGCACGCUCGAUUCUGCUCGAAUGUGAGCGGAAAGGCGAGACCCGCAGGGUGGUUGUGCUGGAGGCACGGACAUUGUGCUCUGGAGCGACAGGGCGCAACGGCGGGCAUAUCAAGUCAUCGCCGCACGAGCUGUUCGUGCGACUAAAGGACAGGCUGGGCCCAGAACGUGCCGCUGCUCUCACGAGGUUUCAGCUUGCGCAUGUAAACGUGUUGACGGAAUUAUGCAAGGCGGAGGGGUGGGACGUUGCGGAGUGCCGUGAAGUCGAGACGGCGGAUCUGUACCUUGAUGCCGAAGAUCGGGAUAAAGCCCUCGAAGAGGUCGAGGAGAUGAAGAAGUGGAUACCGGAGUUGGAGAUUGAGACGCAUGAUGCGGCCUCAGCGCAAAAGAAAUUCGAGGUCAAUCGAUUUGUUGUCGGUGCAAUAUCCUACACCGCUGGUGCACUUUGGCCAUAUCGAUUCGUAGCUACUGUCUGGAAGACUCUUCUGGCCAGGUUCGAGAAGAGCUUGUCCAUAGAGACCGGAACUGCAGUUACUGAUAUACAUGAAGGUAGUGAUAGUCAAUCAGCCUAUAAUGUUGUCACAACUCGCGGCACAAUAAGAUGCGAUCACGUCGUCCAUGCAACCAAUGGUUUCGCCAGCCAAUUCAUUCCGGGAUUACGAGGUAAAAUGAGUGGGUUCCAGGCGCAUAUGUCUGCUCAACGCCCAGGCAAGCAAUUUUCAAAUUAUAAUGGCUCUCGCUCCUGGUCUGUCGUCUACGGCAAGGCAUUCGAUUAUGUCACACAACGUCCAACCAUCGAUGGAGUGCAAGGCGAUAUCAUGCUUGGAGGCGGGUUUGACCGCGCCCGAGAUCAGGGCAUGAAUGUCAUCGGACGUUGGGAUGACAGCGCCGAGACUUUUGACGCGCUGACGAUCAAUCACAUUACUAACAUAUUUCCCACCAUAUUUUCACCUAAAUGGGGCGAUGAACAAGAUGGAGGUAGAAUAAAACGGAUAUGGACCGGUAUAGUCUGCCUUACUGGGGAUUUCCUCCCCUUUGUUGGCAGGCUUGACCAACAGUUGACGGAACGCCGACCACCUAGCACACAGCCAUCUGCUGGAGUUUCGGGUGGCGAAUGGGUCGCUGCUGGCUACUGUGGCGAUGGGAUGGUAUGGGCUUGGCUCUCAGGCACGGCUUUAGGAACGACCAUCAUGGGGAGUGAGAAGGACGAGCUACCAGCAGUUCCUGGCCGGCUCCCGGGGCGAGUUGAAGAUUGGUUUCCUCGGGAACUCAUGCCUACGCUGGAGAGAGUGAAGAAAGCCGAUCUGGUGAAUAUGGCAGAGUAUUUGCUUUGAAGUGGUGGUCUUUAUCACCGCGCAAGUUGGGAGUUGAUAUCUGACGUUCUGCUUUUUGAAGCAUUAGUCUCACAAUAGGAUACAGCGAUUGAGAUCAUAAUCCACAAUGGGGUUGGAUUGAAUUUGUAUUGAGUUUCGAUCCGGACUAGCAGUGUAAUGGUGUACGUUGUAAUCAGAAGAGCACUAAGUUGCAAAGUUGAGA